AUGUAUCGAGUGUAUUUCUCAAAGUCGGAAAGCGAGGGAAUUGAAGUUGCCGAACUCACUUUGAGUUAUAUUGCACCUCCUACUACCAUUCCUCCUACAACUUUGCCUCCAACAACCGUAAUUCCUACUACUGAGGUUCCUACCACUGAGGCUCCUACCACUGAACUUCCUACUACUCUGCCACCUACUGUUCUUCCACCAACUACUUUGCCUCCCACCGCUGAGAUACCUACCACUCUGCCUCCUACCACCGUAAUUCCUACUACUGAGGUUCCUACUACUGAGGUUCCUACCACUGAAGCUCCCACUACUUUGCCUCCCACUGCUGAGGUUCCUACCACUGAAGCUCCCACUACUUUGCCUCCCACUACUUUGCCUCCCACUGCUGAGGUUCCUACUACUGAGGUUCCUACUACUGAGGUUCCUACUACUGAGGUUCCUACUACUGAGGUUCCUACUACUGAGGUUCCUACUACUGAAGCUCCUACUUUGCCUCCUACUACUGAGGUUCCUACCACUGAAGCUCCCACUUUGCCUCCUACUACUGAGGUUCCUACCACUGAAGCUCCCACUACUUUGCCUCCCACUGCUGAGGUUCCUACUACUGAGGUUCCUACUACUGAGGUUCCUACUACUGAAGCUCCUACUUUGCCUCCUACUACUGAGGUUCCUACCACUGAAGCUCCUACUUUGCCUCCUACUACUGAGGUUCCUACUACUGAAGCUCCUACCACUGAGGUUCCUACUACUGAGGUUCCUACUACUGAGAUUCCUACCACCGAACUUCCCACUACUUUGCCUACCACUACUUUGCCUACCACUACUUUGCCUACCACUGAGGUUCCUACCACCGUAGUUCCCACUGCUGAGGUUCCUACUACUGAGGCUCCUACUACUGAGGUUCCUACCACCGAACUUCCCACUACUGAGGUUCCUACCACUGAAGCUCCCACUACUUUGCCUACCACUACUUUGCCUCCCACCGCUGACUGUCCUACUACUGAGGCUCCUACCACUGAAGGUCCUACCACUGAACUUCCUACUACUCUGCCACCUACUGUUCUUCCACCAACCACUUUGCCGCCUACUACUGAGUUACCUACCACCCUUCCACCUACCACUCUGCCUCCUACAACUUUGCCACCUACCACUCUGCCUCCUACAACUCUGCCUCCUACAACUCUACCACCUACCACUCUGCCUCCUACAACUCUUCCACCAACCACCGAACCUCCUACCACUGAGAUUCCUACCACUGAGAUUCCUACCACCGAGCCUCCUACUACACCAGCACCUAUUACGUGUCCUGCUAACAGUGAUGUUCCUGAAAGUGUAGUUGGAACGAUCCUCUAUGUUUCUUGUGGAGCAGGUUUCAUUGGUCAGGUUAAGUGGACUUGUUCGGCUCCUGAGGGCUAUGGAGUGUGGGUGAAGAAUUCCGAAGAUUGCAUCCCGCAGAUUCCUCCUGAAGGCAAGAUCUAUAUUCCAUUCUUGAUUACUUGUCAUAACGUGAACAAUUACUGGACGGAUGACGUUCUGAGUGCAGUGCGCCAGGCGUACGCGAAUGUAUUGAGUAUUAGUGCGCAGUACAUUCAGCUUUGGGAGAAAAAGGAAGCAUAUCGAAGACUCUUGGAUACUCUCACGGCCUAUGGUCAGAUCGAAGCCACUCCCGAAGAGGAGCCGCAGCUUCUUGUUGCCUUGGUGAGUUCUACUGCUCAGGUCGAUGCCCAGUUAAAGAUUAUGGAUCCUACGAUGUUCCCGGCUGAGUACUACACAACUCUUGACGAGCAUCCAGCUGUCCCCACUCUAUUGCCUACGACUCUUCCUCCCACUACGUUGCCUCCCACUACAUUGCCUCCUACAACUCUUCCUCCAACAACAUUACCUCCAACUUCCAUUCCUACAAUUUCUCCCACUACGAUAGUUCCCACCGCUCCACUUGUUUGCACCAGUGGAUUCGUCGAGGUUACCUUCUCUUCAGUGUCGGGUAGCUCCGCCUGCCAAAUUCGUGUCUCGGAUAUCACGGGUAAAUCGAACGGAUUGUUACUGAUUAAUGGUCUGGAAACAAAGAAGAAGUAUUGUUUGAACCCUGGUUAUUACUAUGUGGGUUGUGAAGAUACUGCGGUGGUCAACGUCAACUAUGACUCGUUUGAUAAAGACUUCUCCUUGCAGGUGCCGGCUCUUUCUGUAGUACUGGCUAUUUCGGAUACAGAGAGUCCUUACACCACUGUGCCGGAAGCUCACACUCGUCCCGACUUCGAUAAGAGCAAGCCUCUUAGCGGUAAACCCGCUUAUCCUGCUGAUCCUACGGAUCACAAAUCGGAUUAUACUUGCGAUCAGAGUGGCUAUUUGCGUUAUCUCAACGCAUGGCCAGAAACCAUGAAGUGCACAUCGCGCGAUGUGACAACGACCGAGUUCCAGACCCGUUUGGAGUACUUCAUCGAUUCGUGCGAGAAGAUUCACGACUGGAAUCUCCGCGGUCGUUAUGAUUUCGAGUUUACUUUCUAUGCGGAUUGGGAUCCAAUGGAGUUCGAAGAGCUGACGACCACGAAGCAGCGCUACACGGGAGUGAAAGCCCAUGUUCCGUUCACGGUCCCCGUGUAUAACAACUCGAAUUGGCGAUAUCUGAUGCCCUCUUCGGAUCCUUGUGACGAUGUUUUCGAGGGCAGAGAAAAUCAUCUCCGUGAACUGGUCUGCAAGCCUCAGAAUUGCUCCGUUUCUUGGGCUUUUGCCGUGACCAACUCGAUCGAGUACGCGAUCAAGAAGCUGUAUCUGGACACCUACGAUCAGCUGGUGGAAGUGGCGCUCUCUGCGCAGGAGCUGAUUGAUUGCGUGGGCAAGGAGCACGAUAUGGAGGGCAAGGUGUGCGAUGGUCUGCCUAUUGCGUGGGGAUUCGAUUAUGCGUUCGAGAACGGAAUCGCCUUCCGUCAGUACUAUCCUCAGACUGGUACUGAGAAUCAGUGCCAGUUUGUACCGGACGAGCAGAAGUACCAUAUUGCCGGUUAUGAGAAGCCUCAUGUGUACAACAAGCUGGGACUGUUUGAGCUGGUGAUGAAGGGUCCCACGGCGGUGUCGAUGGGUCUGGACCCUGAGUAUUUCCAGUACUACCGCAAUGAUCGUGCUGAAGGCCCGUACUUCACCAAUGCUUACUGGAGACCUUCUGUGUAUGGUGUGGUUGUGGAGUAUUUGCAGUAUGCUGUGGAAGGAGCCCCUGAGUUUGCUGAGUGGCCCUAUUUUGCUGUUGAGUCGAGACUGCGUGCUUGUGACUCGUUUGUGUAUCGUCUCCCCAUCCGCGAGACGACGUCUGAUGCGAAUAUUGCUGGUAUUGCUGGAUUUGCUAUCCGUCCUGUGGUGAAUGAACUCUUGCCUACUCCUCAACCCCCUGCUAUCGAAUAAGUCAGUAUAUAGGUUCUUGGGAAGCAAA
Molecule: messenger RNA, 3421 nt
Organism: Blastocystis hominis
Lineage: Eukaryota; Bigyra; Opalinata; Blastocystidae
Exons: 1
Coding region: 1-3393 (1130 amino acids)
Biological process (GO): proteolysis
Molecular function (GO): cysteine-type peptidase activity
Source: RefSeq, a predicted model, not a curated record